UUAAGGGACGGUCAUGUCUUACUGAGUUUAAUUAAAGUUAUCAAGGAAGUAUCAAGUUAGACCAAUGAGGAAAGCGCAGCAGAUGUCGUCUACAUGGACUUUAGUAAGGCAUUUGAUAAAAAAGUCUCACAGCACACUAGUCAGAAAGGUUAAAGCCCAUGGGCAACGUGGCGGAGUUGGCUCAAUGACAGGAAACAACAGACAAUGCUUGAUGGAUAUGUAUGAGAGUGGAAAGCAGUUUCCAGUGUUCUACAGGGCUUCAAGGUAUGACUAGGAAAUUUGUAGGGAAAAUUUGGCCAGGUAGUUGAUGAAAAGACUGACUAUUGACUGCAGUAAGAUAUCAGUGGUGUCUGGUUGAGUAGGUGGAAAAGUGACAAAUGGAAAACGAAGAAAGCAAUGGGAUACAUAAUAAAUACCAGGGGUACGUGGUAUUGAGAGGGAUAAGGGAAGUCGGAACAAGUGCAUGUCCACAGCUCCCUGAUGGUGGCAGAGCAGGUGGACAAGGCAAACAUAUGAGCUGCUUUCCUUCAAAGGGCAAGGUAUUACAGCAGUGAUGUAACUGUAUGAGACACUAGGUCACGGGUGGAGAUUUGUGGACAAUUCUGGUCCCCACAUUACAGGAAGGAUUUACACAGGGGAUUUACAAACUUGUUACCAAGCUGUAAGAGAAGAGUCAUUAAGCUAGGAUUGUUUUCCUCCAGAACACAAGCGUCUUAGGGAUGACUCACUUGAGGAGUUCAAAUUAAUGAGGGGCUUGGAUAGACUGGAUGGGAAAGAUGUAUCUAGCCUAGCAGAGAGGUCUGUAACCAGAGGCACAGAUUUAAAGUGUUUGGGAGGAAGGUCAAAGGGAACAGGAGGAAAAACUAUUUCACCCAGUGGGCAGUGGAGACAGAAACCCUCAUUUUGGAAAAAGUUAGAUUGUCCCCUGAACUACUGAAGGCUGCAGACGUGCUGGAAGUGGGAUUAGAACUGGCAGCUAGUUUAAGCCAGUGUGAUGGGCUGAACAGCCAUUUUCUAUUCUUAUGGUUUGAGAAACAUGUUGGAAAUUUUUGAGGACAUUACAUGUAGCAUAGACCAAGGAGAACCAGUGAAUGUGGUGUAUUUGGAUUUUGGAAGGUUGUAAAUGAGGUCCUUCACAGGUGGUUAGUAAAUAAAUUAGACUGUGUGGCAUGGGGGGAGAUAUACGAGUAUGGAUUGAUAGGCAGAAACAGAGCAGGAAUAAACAGUGUCCCCAGCCACUUGGGAAAUGUGCUGAUUCUCAAACCCCACUACUUCCAGUAGGCACUGCAAAAUGUAAUGGCUGAAAGUACACACAGUCCCCAAUUUAUGUGUCUGCAGAAAUCAGGAUAACAAAAGAAACUCUGACCAAGCUCCCAUACUUAACAAAAACUACUGUUUAUUACAAAUAAAUAAAUUCUAUCCACAGGUAAGCGAAGCUGUGCACCAUCAAGAUACAACUUCUACUCAUUGAAACUUUAUCUGCCCUUUUAAAACCCCUAUACACACACAACAAAAAAGUGCUAUGGUAGAGGAGGGGAAAAAACUGGGAACACAAUUUAAAGGGUUAGGUAUGGAGACAUUCCUUUGCUUACCCAGACCUUGUUUUCCAAUCUUCAUGAUCUUUAACUUCAUAGCAGGCACAGCGCAUUUGGUACAUGAAAUACAAAGUCUCUCAGCUACUGAUUAAGGGCUUCUGGUGGGAAAAAAUAACUGGCUUUCUUCAGGAACUUUUACCACAGAAUGAUGGAGACACUCAGAACCUACUCCUCCAGCAGUCCUGGGACUUCUCGCCCUAUAUUGUCAACAGUCAAAGUGUUCCCCUGCCCAGAAGCCAAAGUGCUGUUAUCGCACUGGCAUCUCACAUUGGCACAGACCAAUCAGUAACUUGCUGCUGGCUGAAUCUCACUCUGCACAUACAUACCACCGGUGGUGAGGUGUCUUAUCUCUCCUCUCCCACUGCUUGAACAAAGCAGCAGUACAAAGACAACUCUCAAUGAGCUCCAGUAACUUGUUUUCAGAGGUGCAGCCACUCCUUAGUUUUAAAAACAAUCCUUCUCCUAUUUUAUUCACAAAGAAUCUGAAAAGUCUUCACAAAUGCAUCAUUCUCAGGGUAGCAGGUUGUUACUGGCCAGGUACAAGGAUCAGUGCUAGGUCCACACUUUUCUGAGGGGUGAUCUCACUCAAGCACAACAUCCUCUCAGGGUACGACAUGGAUUAGAGGGAGAUCAGACGUCGCUCCUGGCUGAUGACAGGAAAAGGGGACAGGCCAGUUCACACUGAGCUGAUGAAUUUCUUCACAUUUAAGCAGGUUAAUCGAUGAAAUUCUCUGCCCCGGGGGCUGUGGAACCUCAAUGACUGAGCAGCUUCAAAACAAAAUCAACAGGAUUCUGGAAAGUAAUGACAUUAGGGAAUAUGGAGGUAAUGCAAGAAUACCAUGCAGAGACGAUCAGUCACAGUCUACAAUGGCAGGGUAGGCUUAAUGGCAUACACCUAUUCCUCUGAGCCAUCUAUCAGAUGUUAAAUCUAGACCCUGCCAGCCAGAGUAAAAGAUGCCACAUCCAGUGUCAAAGAUGAUGGGUCUUGUACCAGUAUUUACCUUACGAACUUAGUAACUUGUCAUCAUCGGUAGCAUGCACAGUAGAUGCUGCAAGUAUCAGAUAAGAGGACCUGGUGUUCCGAUGACAGGACUGAGGGGUCUCUAUGUCACUCUGAGGCUCUGCUAUCUACCAUCACUGCUGUCACCUGCAGCCCUGUCACUUGCCAAUAAAUAAAAGGUCAGGAAGAACCUGGCCUUAUCACCAAGACAGAUGGUGUGAGCACACAGUCCAUUAUGAUUCAACUCACAGCAAACACUUAGAAAUGGGAGGGAUAGAACAACGGGCCAGUAUAAAUAGAGGAGAGACAGGGACUGCACAGAAUUAGUGGGGGAAGGACAGGACAAGACAGGAACAAGAGGGCAGCUGGAAAACAAAUUUACCUCCCAGGACGCAGGAAAUACUUGACAACUUAAAGUAUCACAAAUAGAAAUUAGUGAAGGAGAGAGGGAGACAGCGAGUGUACUGUCUGUCACAAGACUAAGGUACAGUUGCAGAUAGGGGUUGUGGGAAGGACAGGGGGUAGACAGGGUGAGGAACUGCGAGGAUAACACAGACCAGUGACAACAGGAUCGUGAAGAGGGUAAAGACAGAGAGAUAGCGAGUGGAAGAGGCUGUGGGAAAGCCAACAGGUUGAGAGACGGGCAAGGGCACAGAUAGGGUGAUUUGGUACAUACAGCCAGAAAGGUUGACUGAUUUAUGCAAUGAUGCUGCUGCUGCUGAAGUGUGCAGUGAAAUUUUUGUGCCUAGCACUGGUUCUGUUUCCUCACGCCAUACACACUGCUGGAGAAUGCUUCUUCAAUGGCAAAGCCACCUGCGAACACAAAGGUGUCAGCUUGGAGACUGGAGACACUUGGAUUAAUGAAGACUGUUACCAAUGUAUCUGCCUGAACCCCUUUGGAGUCGGCUGCUGUGACAAAGUCUCUCAGCCCGUCGAUUACCCUGACUGGUGCGAAGUCAUUCAGCAACCUAACUCCUGUCUUCUAGCAGUUGUUAUGAAGGCCAAUCACAAGAUCCCGUGCAUCAGUAAACCCACCAUGGGACGCCUCCGGCCUCAGAACGGAUACAAGGAAGAGGAAAAUCCAUUCUUUGAGCAACUGAGGGCCUGACAGGAACCAGCCUCACCCUGCUCAGGCUCAGCCGGUGAACCAUUCAGUAUCCUGUUAAUAUCCUGGCUGUAUUCCCACUCCCAGGGAAUUCCCGAUUUCACAUUCAGCCACCAAAUGGGAUUAUGAAAAGGGGAAGGGGGUUAGUGACCUGUGAUCUGUGACAAUCAAAUCACCAUCGAGGCCAAUUUUGGUGACACAGAAUGAUACAGAUUUAACAGUUAGAUGGUUAAUUUAAUCACGUAGAUUCCACCUAUGUACAAAACACUCCUCUAUGUUCAGGAUCCCCACCUGUGGUUUGUUCCUUUUUGAUGCAAUAAAAAAAAUCUGCAGAAAUACCUUA
This is a messenger RNA of Rhincodon typus (whale shark), 4043 nucleotides long. Its product is annotated as prostate-associated microseminoprotein-like. NCBI's taxonomy places the organism in Eukaryota, Metazoa, Chordata, Chondrichthyes, Orectolobiformes, Rhincodontidae. The transcript has 3 exons. Bases 3299 to 3703 code for a protein of 134 amino acids. The record is from RefSeq and is a predicted model, not a curated record.